AUGCUAACGCCACUCGCAACAAAAGAAGAAGAUGAAACUAAACUUUCAUCCGAGUACUAUUCUCCACACUACACACCUCAACAUCACCAUUACUAUUACCAUCCGAUUCCAUUCAAUGACGAUUCAAAUAAUCUUCAUCAUCCUCAAACUCCAAGUGUCUAUGAUCCAACUCAAUACUAUGCCUUAUCUCCUGGAUAUUCUCAAUCUCAAAGUACUGCACCUACGCGUCUUAACGAAGACGACCCAAACAAUCAAUUGUCUUCGACAAUCUAUAUGCCCAUUUAUCAUCAUCAUCAUCGGCAUCAAUACUCACCUGACGAAAUCAUAUAUCCACAGAAAUCAGUGGAUCAACAAUCAGCAUCGAUCUAUGAUUACAACAUCUCACCAAUCCCACCCAUACCACCGAAUCAAAUGUUUCAUCAGCAUCCAAAUUAUAUGCAAACACCUACAGAACAAACGCCUUGUAGUACCAGCAACAGUGGUGACUAUAUGACUCCCUAUUCACCGUUGAAUGGAGCUUGCCGGUCCGACUCAAUCAUUGUUGAGUUAGUCAAUCGGCCAUUAUGGUUACGGUUCGCUCCCCACACACUUGAGAAUAUUAUCACUAAAACUGGUCGUCGAAUGUUUCCAACUCUUGAAUACAAAGUCUACGGAUUGAAACCUGAAGCAACCUAUAAUAUGUACGUGGAUAUGAUUUUAGUUGAUGUGAAUCAUUGGAAAUUCAAUUCGGGUAAAUGGGUCCCAUCGGGCCAAGCUGAACAAUGUCAAAAAACAAAUCAUGUGUAUUUACAUCCCGAUUCACCCAACAGUGGUGCACAUUGGAUGCGAAAUGAGAAAAUUUCUUUUUCAAAACUAAAACUAACAAACAACAAACAAUUACCAACAGGGCAUCCACAAAAUCAAAUGACGUUGAUUCUCAAUUCUAUGCAUAAAUACAUGCCACGCUUGAAUAUCGUCGAGGUCAGUGGUCGUUCGUCUGAUCCAACUUCAUCAAACAAAUCGAAUUCGCCACCCAAACAUACUUUUACAUUUCCUGAAACACAAUUCAUCGCAGUUACUGCUUAUCAAAACACUGAUGUCACGCAAUUGAAAAUCGAUAACAAUCCAUUCGCUAAAGGCUUUCGCGACAGUUCCGACAAUCGUAGUACCUAUCAUUCAUAUUCGUACGGUUCUCCAUCGCCGCCUUACGGCUUGGUAAAUAGCGCACCAUUGGAUUACUAUGGCAAUGCUGCUUAUGAGCAUCAACAGGCAUAUAAAAAGAAACGACAUAAUUAA
Adineta ricciae is the source of this 1275-nucleotide messenger RNA. The record is from the annotation of a GenBank genome assembly. Lineage: Eukaryota; Metazoa; Rotifera; Eurotatoria; Adinetida; Adinetidae.